CCCAACCGUUGAAGCCCGCGUACACCCACCUCAAUUCAAUUUAACUCUCUCUCUCUCUCUCUCUCUCUCUCUGUAUCUUCUUCUUCAUUUCUGCGAAGGUGUUCAUCAUAUGCUCACACCGGGCACACGUUCCCAUCACUGCUUUUUUUUCCAACACCUCAAUUGACCAAUUUCUUAUUUUACUUUUCUUCUUCGUCCGAAAACAGCAUAGCAUACUCUGAUUGACCCACCUUCAAACACUUACUUGAUACGAGCUCCUUAUUUUCUUUCCCUUUCUUUCACUCAAUUUGGGCCAGAAAUUAAUCGUUUUGAGACUGUAAUGUUAGACCCUUUUCGUUAAUUUGAUUAUGCUACAGAUGCCCAGUUUUACGGAAAAAGAAACAACGAUUCACAAACCCUAGUUUUGUGGUCCUUAAAUCUGUUGAGAGCGAGGUUUUUCUUAGAACUUAGAGCUGAGAAGGCGGAAGUCAAUAGGGGGUUAAGACCCAGAUGCGAGAAGACUCCGUAAACCCUGAUCCGGGACCCUGAUUUUUCUUGAGGUUUCGAAUCCUGUGGUUGCUGUUUCAUGGAACCGCCAUUGUCGACCCUAGUCUUUGUGGUUUUUGGGUUCUUGAUUUCCGUUUGCGCCCUUCACGUCGAGUCAGAGCUUCUGUCAUUAGAUGGAUUGAAUAGGUCUCCAGAGCCACCUACGGGACCUCCACCCUCAGCCUCCCCUCCUCUUGGGCGAUCACCACCACCGCCGUCUCGUUCGCCACCAGUAUCCUCUUCUCCUGCGCCACCAGUACCAUCUUCUCCUCCGCCAGUACCAUCUCCUGCUCCUCCUCCUUCUUGGUCCCCGUCACGGAAUCCUUCACCGCUGCAUCAUGGCAUUCAACCGAAUAAGUCACCCAUCAAUAUUGCUAAACCUCCCCCGAGCAACAAGAAUCCACAAUCCCAGCCACCGCCGCCACACGAACACAAGAUCAACGCAGGGAAGAAGAUCGGAUUGUUGUUUUCGGGAAUCGCCGCCAUUCUUCAGAUUGGGGUUAUAAGCUUCUUGGUAUUCAAGAGGAGACAGCUUUUAAAGGUCAAUGGCAGAUACGAAACUUGUUCUUGAAAGUUGAUUUUUGUUUUUGUUCUGUUUUCGUGUGUAUCAGAUUUCUCAUCAAUUCUUUAUAACAUAUGCGGAGCAUAGUUUAUAGUUGGGCCUAAUCUUGUUGUUGGGUUGAGAUUAUUCUUUGAAUGGAGAGCGUUACUGUGGUGGAUGUGAUUGAAUUCCAUUUCUUUAGUGAAGGGAGGGAGCGUUGUGAAUUAUCAAACGACUGAUAUAUCAAUGGUGAUGUUGAAGCCAUCUUGUUCCUCGGGUUUGUUCUGUAAAUGGGUAAUUGUUAAUUGGCUUUUUCUUCAUCUAGUUUGUAUGUUGAUUUUCCUUUUCCCUUUGGUUCUAUAACUUAUUUAGAACACGUCCUACGAUCUGAAAUGAAGAAAAAAAGAGGUUCAUGCUUUCUUUUUUUUUCUUCGUUGCUAACCUUUUUCUAGUUCGAGUUUGUAACAAUGUUAGAUAUCAUGGAAAGAAUUGCAAUUGAUUAUGUUUUUCUUGCAAUAUGUGCCGUAAAGGUGUGUACUUUAUUUUGUUUCAUACUAAUUAUAGUUUUGAAGAUUGGUUCUU
Molecule: messenger RNA, 1648 nt
Organism: Humulus lupulus (European hop)
Lineage: Eukaryota; Viridiplantae; Streptophyta; Magnoliopsida; Rosales; Cannabaceae
Product: vegetative cell wall protein gp1-like
Exons: 1
Coding region: 566-1096 (176 amino acids)
Source: RefSeq, a predicted model, not a curated record